UCUGGCGCGAACGCUCAGGCGCCUCCUCCCGCCCCAGUCACUGUGGCUCGGAGCACGCUGCCGGCGGCUGCCCUUUCCGCCUCUGGGGGAGCAAAGCCGCGGGCCCGCCGUGCGCCUGAACCAUGGCCUCGGGCCGGAGGGGCUGGGACAGCUCCCACGAGGACGAUCUGCCCGUGUACCUGGCCAGGCCGGGCACCACGGACCAGGUCCCGCGGCAGAAGUACGGCGGAAUGUUCUGCAACGUGGAGGGCGCCUUCGAGAGCAAGACGCUGGAUUUCGAUGCCCUGAGCGUGGGGCAGCGGGGCGCGAAGACUCCCCGGAGCAGCCAGGGCAGCGGCCGCGGCUCCGGGAGCCGGCCGGGAGUGGAGGGGGACACCCCGCGCCGGGGCCAAGGCCGGGAGGAGGGCAGGGAGCCCGCGCCCGCGUCGCCCGCGUCGCCCGCGCCCGCCGGGGUGGAGAUCCGGAGCGCCACCGGCAAGGAGGUUUUGCAGAACCUCGGCCCCAAGGACAAGAGUGACCGUCUUCUUAUCAAGGGUGGCAGAAUUGUCAACGAUGAUCAGUCCUUUUAUGCUGACAUUUACAUGGAAGAUGGAUUAAUAAAGCAAAUUGGAGACAAUCUGAUUGUCCCUGGAGGAGUGAAGACCAUCGAGGCCAAUGGGAAGAUGGUGAUCCCGGGAGGCAUUGAUGUCCACACUCACUUCCAGAUGCCAUACAAAGGAAUGACCACAGUGGAUGACUUCUUCCAAGGGACGAAGGCUGCCUUAGCGGGGGGCACCACCAUGAUCAUUGACCACGUGGUGCCUGAGCCCGAGGCCAGCCUAACCGAGGCCUACGAGAAGUGGCGAGAGUGGGCAGAUGGGAAGAGCUGCUGUGACUAUGCCUUGCACGUGGACAUCACCCACUGGAAUGACAGCGUCAAGCAGGAGGUGCAGAACCUCAUCAAGGACAAAGGGGUUAACUCCUUCAUGGUUUACAUGGCCUAUAAGGAUUUGUAUCAAGUGUCCAACACAGAGCUGUACGAGAUCUUCACCUGUCUGGGAGAGCUGGGAGCCAUUGCGCAAGUUCAUGCUGAGAACGGGGAUAUCAUCGCCCAGGAGCAAACCCGGAUGUUGGAAAUGGGGAUAACUGGUCCGGAAGGCCAUGUGCUGAGCAGACCAGAGGAGCUGGAAGCUGAGGCUGUGUUCCGUGCCAUCACCAUCGCCAGCCAAACCAACUGUCCACUCUACGUCACAAAGGUCAUGAGCAAGAGUGCGGCUGACAUCAUCUCCCAAGCCAGGAAAAAAGGGAACGUGGUCUUUGGUGAGCCCAUCACUGCCAGUCUUGGCACAGAUGGAACCCAUUACUGGAGCAAGAACUGGGCUAAGGCAGCUGCAUUUGUGACAUCCCCGCCUCUGAGCCCUGACCCGACCACUCCCGACUACAUCAACUCCUUGCUGGCCAGCGGAGACCUGCAGCUCUCUGGGAGUGCCCACUGCACCUUCAGCACUGCCCAGAAAGCCAUUGGGAAGGACAACUUCACAGCCAUCCCCGAGGGCACCAAUGGUGUGGAAGAGCGGAUGUCUGUCAUCUGGGACAAGGCUGUGGCCACAGGGAAAAUGGACGAAAACCAGUUUGUGGCUGUGACAAGCACAAAUGCCGCCAAGAUCUUCAACCUGUAUCCCCGCAAGGGAAGAAUAUCUGUGGGUUCUGACAGCGACCUGGUGAUCUGGGAUCCAGAUGCAGUGAAGAUCGUCUCUGCCAAGAACCACCAGUCGGCUGCAGAGUAUAACAUCUUUGAAGGGCUGGAGCUGCGUGGGGCUCCUCUGGUGGUCAUCUGCCAGGGCAAGAUCAUGCUGGAAGACGGCAACCUGCACGUGACCCAAGGGGCCGGCCGCUUCAUCCCCUGCAGCCCUUUCUCGGACUACGUCUACAAGCGUAUUAAAGCUCGGAGGAAGAUGGCAGACCUGCACGCCGUCCCGAGGGGCAUGUACGACGGGCCAGUGUUUGACCUGACCACCACUCCCAAAGGGGGCACCCCCGCGGGCUCCACCCGGGGCUCUCCCACACGGCCCAACCCGCCUGUGAGGAACCUCCACCAGUCGGGAUUCAGCCUGUCGGGCACCCAAGUGGAUGAGGGGGUCCGCUCCGCCAGCAAGCGCAUUGUGGCGCCCCCUGGAGGCCGUUCUAACAUCACGUCCCUGAGUUAA
Puma concolor (puma) is the source of this 2186-nucleotide messenger RNA. RefSeq names its product dihydropyrimidinase like 3 (gene DPYSL3). Gene Ontology annotation, biological process: actin crosslink formation. Gene Ontology annotation, molecular function: hydrolase activity, acting on carbon-nitrogen (but not peptide) bonds, in cyclic amides. The record is from RefSeq and is a predicted model, not a curated record. Gene Ontology annotation, cellular component: cytoplasm; cytosol. NCBI's taxonomy places the organism in Eukaryota, Metazoa, Chordata, Mammalia, Carnivora, Felidae.